AUGGAGGCUCACCGUGAUCGUUUUGGACUGAUCUCAAAAUGUAGCACCGAGGGACGUUCGAACCAGACGGUGGCUUCGGACCUAGACGGCACACUGCUCGUGUCACGAAGUGCUUUCCCUUACUUCUUGCUUGUUGCUCUUGAAGCCGGUAGCCUUCUCAGGGCCCUACUGCUUUUAGCAUCGGUUCCGUUCGUGUAUUUUACCUACUUGUUCAUUUCGGAGUCCAUGGCAAUCCAAACUUUUAUCUUCAUUUCCUUCGCGGGGUUGAAAGUCAGGGACAUUGAGCUUGUUUCUAGGUCUGUCCUGCCCAAGUUCUAUGCUGAGGACGUGCACCCGGAGACUUGGAGAGUCUUCAACUCCUUCGGGAAGCGGUACAUUAUCACUGCGAAUCCCAGAAUCAUGGUGGAACCAUUUGCCAAGUACUUUUUAGGUGCGGAUAAGGUCAUUGGAACCGAGUUGGAAGUAACAAGGUCCGGUAGGGCAACUGGGUUUUCGAAGAAACCAGGUGUUCUUGUUGGGGAUCACAAAAGAGCAGCUAUUGUAAAAGAAUUCGGAAAAAACAUGCCAGAUUUGGGUCUAGGUGAUCGAGAAACAGACCAUGAUUUCAUGUCACUUUGCAGGGAAGGAUACAUGGCCCCAAGAACAAAAAGCGAGCCACUGCCAAGAAACAAGCUAUUAAGCCCAAUUAUAUUUCACGAUGGCCGGUUAUCUCAGAGACCAACCCCUCUGGUUGCCCUUUUGACCUUCUUAUGGAUGCCAAUUGGCAUUGUUCUCUCCAUCCUCAGGGUCUACCUAAACAUCCCUUUGCCAGAGCGAAUUGUCUUCUACAAUUACAAGAUCCUUGGCAUUAAACUCACCGUUAAGGGCACUCCUCCACCACCACCAAAGAAAGGCCAUGGCGGAGUGCUCUUUGUUUGCAACCAUCGUACAGUUUUAGACCCUGUUGUCAUUUCGGUUGCCCUAGGGAGAAAAAUCAGUUGUGUCACUUACAGUAUAAGCAAAUUCUCAGAACUUAUUUCACCCAUUAAAGCCGUUGCAUUAUCUAGGGAAAGAGAGAGAGAUGCCGCUAAUAUUAAGCGGUUGCUCGAAGAUGGUGACCUAGUGAUUUGCCCUGAGGGAACCACUUGCAGAGAGCCAUUCCUCCUGAGAUUUAGUGCUAUGUUUGCUGAGCUUACCGACAGGAUUGUGCCCGUUGCGAUCAACACAAAACAAAAGGUGUUUUAUGGAACGACCGUACGUGGGCACAAGCUGUUGGAUCCUUACUACGUGUUCAUGAAUCCAAUGCCCACAUAUGAGAUCACCUUCUUGAAUCAGCUUCCCAUGGAGCUCACUUGCAAAGGUGGGAAAUCAGCCAUCGAAGUUGCCAACUACAUUCAAAGGGUGCUGGCUGGGACAUUGGGCUUCGAGUGCACAAACUUGACUAGGAAGGAUAAGUAUGCCAUGCUCGCAGGAACAGACGGCCGGAUUCCAUCUAAGAUCAAGGAAAACGCCUAAGUUAGAGAUCAUAAGAAGCUAGCAAAUUAAUCAUUAUCCCAUGAUUAAUUUUCUGUAAUUUAUUUUUCAGAUAUGUUAUGAAAAAUUGAUGAUAAGCAAUAAAAAUAGAUUGGUGAUGGUGAUUGCAAUUAAAAUAAAUAAGACCAGUCAUUUCAUGUA
Messenger RNA from Carya illinoinensis, 1653 nucleotides. RefSeq names its product glycerol-3-phosphate 2-O-acyltransferase 6-like. Bases 1 to 1494 code for a protein of 497 amino acids. Gene Ontology annotation, molecular function: glycerol-3-phosphate 2-O-acyltransferase activity; phosphatase activity. Lineage: Eukaryota; Viridiplantae; Streptophyta; Magnoliopsida; Fagales; Juglandaceae. Gene Ontology annotation, cellular component: membrane. The record is from RefSeq and is a predicted model, not a curated record. Gene Ontology annotation, biological process: cutin biosynthetic process. The transcript is spliced from 2 exons.